This is a messenger RNA of Tachysurus fulvidraco (yellow catfish), 1706 nucleotides long. Its product is annotated as olfactomedin-like. Bases 83 to 1432 code for a protein of 449 amino acids. NCBI's taxonomy places the organism in Eukaryota, Metazoa, Chordata, Actinopteri, Siluriformes, Bagridae. Gene Ontology annotation, biological process: signal transduction. The transcript has 5 exons. The record is from RefSeq and is a predicted model, not a curated record.
GUGUGUGUGUGUGUGUGACAGAGAGCAUCAUACUUAUAAAGGCUGAUGGAGAAGCUCAAUCACACUCACACAGAGUCUGAUCAUGAUCCUCCUCAUUCUGCUUCUCGCCGCCGCCGAGAGUGGUCACACUCAAAGUGUUCGAGGUCAGGAGAUAAAUGGAGCCUGUGUGUGUGAGGUCAACAGCACGGUCUGGGCUUUUCCUGCCGCCAAAUACGACGCUGUGGAAGAACUGGUGAAAAACUGCCAAGACUCACUGGGAAAACUCCAAACACAGACGGUGACGAGUGAGAAGACGGUUCCUCAGAUUAAUGCCACAAUGAAUAAUGUGACACGGCGGCUGGAAAGGUUCCAGUACCUGAACAGACAGGGCCUGUACAACGUGUUACACCUGAAGCAGCUCAGCCAAGAGAUCCAGCAGCUACAUGACACCAUGAAUACUGAAGAUCUCGACAGAGACGGAGAGGAAGCACAGAAGAUACGCACAGAGUUGCAGAAGUUUCAGGAACAUGUGGAUAAGAUGUACAAUAAAAACAUCUUUAACCUAGAAACAAUGAAGGAGAAGCUGCGCUAUCUCAGUAACCGCAUCCAGACCUGCAGGACCAUCCCACAAGACUUCAGGAGCUCUUGUUCUCGGCGAAUAAUGACAAAUAUCAGUGCGCCAGUGGUGACUAAGUUGAACCCGUUCAGUACGGCCUACAUCGCUGGAGCAUGGGGUCAUGAUAUCGAUGCUGAUGGUGAAGAGACUUACUGGAUCCAGCCUCUGGCUAAUGGGAACAGGUUGGGCAUCACUGUGCGCUUCUAUCAGACUUAUGAAGACUUCAUGGCUGCAAGAAACCACAGAGAUGAAACACUGGUGGGCUCGUACACUCACGCUAAUGCAAUUCAGGGACCAGGGACCAUCUUUCACAAGGGUGUUGUGUAUUAUCAGUGCUAUAACGUGCCCGAACUCUGUGCUUAUGACGUGAAAACCAAGCAAGUCAGACGUCUUGGGCUUCCCGGUGCUGGAUUCAAUAACAAAUUCCCCUACUGCUAUUACAGCUGCUUCGACUGGACGGACAUCAACCUCUCAGCUGAUGACAAGGGCCUGUGGGUAAUGUACGCCACGGAAGCUGAUCACGGAAACAUGGUCGUGAGUCGAGUGGACACGGAAAACUUUAACGUGACACACACGUGGAAGACUCGCUUGUUCAAGCGCUCGGUGACCAACGCCUUCAUGGUGUGUGGGGUGCUUUAUGCAACUCGCUACAUAAACACUUACAAAGAGGAAGUGUUCUACGCCUUCGACACAACCACAGGGAUGGAGGACAACACGCUCUCCAUCCCUAUGGAGAAGGUGGCAGCCGGCGUCGCCAACCUUCACUACAACCCCACAGACAUGAGGCUCUACAUGUACAAUGGUGGCUACAUGCUCGCCUACCAAGCUUACUUCUGAAAAGUUUGAUUAGAACGUGCAAUAAAUUCACUGUAUGGUCUUCAGGAACACCACAUGAUUUUUAGUAUAGAAACUUCAUUCUAUGAUAUAAAAGCACUGCAAUGGCUAACUGUAACUACUUUACAUUUACAAAGUACUUUUUUUGUCUAAUUUUCACAGCUUGAUGAAAAUUAUAAUCUAUAUACAACAGCUGUAAUGUUAGGAUAUUCCUGGCUGUCAAAAAUAAAUAAAGGCAAAGAAACUAAAUAAAAGUAUUUUUUUAGUUUCAACGGCA